Leopardus geoffroyi (Geoffroy's cat) is the source of this 1746-nucleotide messenger RNA. It is a transcript of the gene LHFPL3, whose product is annotated as LHFPL tetraspan subfamily member 3. Bases 1 to 696 code for a protein of 231 amino acids. The record is from RefSeq and is a predicted model, not a curated record. The transcript is spliced from 4 exons. Gene Ontology annotation, biological process: sensory perception of sound. NCBI's taxonomy places the organism in Eukaryota, Metazoa, Chordata, Mammalia, Carnivora, Felidae. Gene Ontology annotation, cellular component: plasma membrane.
AUGCCCGGAGCCGCCGUCGCUGCCGCCGCCGCCGCCGCGAUGCUCCCGGCUCAGGAGGCUGCCAAGCUGUACCACACCAACUAUGUGCGGAACUCGCGGGCCAUCGGCGUGCUGUGGGCCAUCUUCACCAUCUGCUUUGCCAUCGUCAACGUGGUGUGCUUCAUCCAGCCCUACUGGAUUGGCGACGGCGUGGACACCCCGCAAGCCGGCUAUUUCGGGCUCUUCCACUACUGCAUCGGCAACGGCUUCUCCCGGGAGCUGACCUGCAGGGGCAGCUUCACGGACUUCUCCACGCUGCCCUCGGGCGCCUUCAAAGCCGCCUCCUUCUUCAUCGGCCUCUCCAUGAUGCUCAUCAUCGCCUGCAUCGUUUGCUUCACCCUCUUCUUCUUCUGCAACACGGCUACGGUGUACAAGAUCUGUGCCUGGAUGCAGCUCACCUCCGCUGCCUGCCUUGUGCUUGGCUGUAUGAUUUUCCCUGAUGGCUGGGAUUCAGAUGAAGUCAAACGGAUGUGUGGAGAAAAGACAGACAAGUACACUCUUGGGGCGUGUUCAGUCCGCUGGGCAUACAUCCUGGCCAUUAUUGGGAUUUUGGAUGCCCUGAUCCUCUCAUUUCUGGCAUUUGUGCUUGGUAACCGACAAGACAGCUUGAUGGCAGAGGAACUGAAGGCAGAAAACAAAGACGACGGAAAUGCUUAAAGCAAACUAAGGUAGUGUGAGACCACACCAUUUCUGCUAAGCCAAUAUUCUCUAGAAUGAGCACAAAACAAAUCAAGUAACAGCUAAACAAAUCGAAUAAGAGCUUUUGUACAUCAACAUCAAGAAGGAAGACUCUUGGGAGAAAUCAGAGUACAGAGACGGAUCUGGACAAGAGUGAACCAUCUACUUGUCAAAGCACUUUCUAAAUCUGGACUGGCAGAGAUGGGAGUGAUUUUCUGGAAGGAGAUGUGAUAAUGGAUUAAACACCAGCUCAUUGGAAACUAUCACCGAAUAAGAUCAGACCGCAUUCAUGAGAAAUCACAUUCAGGAAAUAUUUUAAGGAAGAGGAGUAUAAAUGUGCUAGAAUUAACAUGUAAAAUAUAUAUGUACCGAGGUUUGUAAACUGUCCUUUUUUAAUCCAACGGAAAACAAAAAGCUUUAAUCUUUCAACCUUAUUUGAAAAAAGGCAGUCAAUCCUAAAUUAUUCCUAUCUCAAUAGCCAAGAGGCUUCUCAAGCAUCAUUCAUGGAGGAAGCAUCUUAGAAAAUGCCUCUGCGUGUUUUCACAUGAUCUUUGGUUCCCCAUCUCUGCCGUGUGUUUCUUUCACUGUGUAAUUAGUUACAACUGCUCAGUUAAGAGAUGUAACACUUCAAGCUUUUUACAGAGUCUGUGUUCAGUUUAAUCUGUCUGUACAAGUUAUUAAUGAGAAAGUGUUUUUGACAUAUACUAUAACUCCAUCGAGAUGUAUAUUACAGGAAGUACAUCUUAACAUCGUAAGUUCCCAAGCAACAUAGAUAUCCCUAUCUUCCAGGAAACAGUAUCAAGGAACUCUGAAAAAUAUAGAAAGCUCAUUUUCACCUUGGAUGCUCACAUGUAAUAUAUAGGCUGCUAUCAAAUAAAUACCUUUUUCUAAUUCUCCCUAGUAUAUGCAUAGGAAUUGAAUAUACUUCAUAAGAAGGCAUCUAAAAUCCCUCCUUUUUUUUCUAUUUCUUUGCCAUACAUGUCAUCAGAAAUCCAUAUCCUUUUUACCCUUACUAAUAGGUACUUGUUU